Messenger RNA from Musca vetustissima, 1092 nucleotides. RefSeq lists its product as uncharacterized. Bases 1 to 1092 code for a protein of 363 amino acids. The transcript is spliced from 2 exons. The record is from RefSeq and is a predicted model, not a curated record. NCBI's taxonomy places the organism in Eukaryota, Metazoa, Arthropoda, Insecta, Diptera, Muscidae.
AUGUCUGAUAUCGAUAGUCCUCGUCCGUUUCGUCGUGAACGAAAUUUAAGUAAUCGUAAUUUUAAUAAACGCGGUUCGAAUCACAGACGCCAGAGCACCGAAAGUCACUCUUCCAUAGAACCCCGAAUGCUGCAUGAAAUCAAUAUAGAUGAUAAUAGUGUAACCAAUAAUAUCUCACAACCUGCUACCCCCUCAAUUGCCAGUAACAGCACAACCACAAGUUCCAGUUCUUCGAUGAAUAUAGCUUAUUCUGUUAAUUCAGAUACAUCGGAGAGUGCAAUUAACCACCGACCCACAAAACCAAUAAGAAAGUUACGCUCAUAUGAAUUUAGCACAAGUCAAGAUGGACUGAUAAGUAAUAACUCGCCACCGGUUAAUACCCCCACAGAAGAACAAAACAACGAUGAAAAUCAGUCAUCAGCCGUCAAUACACCCGUUACACCAGAUCCUGCCUGGUUGGGUGUACAACAGAAACGUAUUAUUUUUGAAAAAUUCCAUGCCAGCGAUAAUUUGAAAACAUCAAAAUUUACAUCGAAAUCUACACAGUCACUGCUUUCAAGUGAACGAUCACAGCCGGUAUGGCAUAAGGUAUCAUCGCCCACAUUGACUUCAUCAUCCAUCUCAUCGAAUUCCGGAUCAUAUUACGUGGCUCCACCGGGACGGGUGUUAGUCAUGAAUUUGGAGGCCACAAAUAAACACAAUGCCAAUCGACAUUCUUCGUUUCAUCAGAUUAUCGAUGAAGAACACACGGAGGAUGAAGUUGAUGCCAUUGAAGAUGAGGUAGCUGAGGUUGAAUGUACAGAAAAUCAUAAGGCACUUCCAGAAGAAAAUGUCGAACCAGUAGUUGAGACUACAAAUACAACGUUAUUAGCACCAAUGCUAACACAUUCAAAAAGUCAUGAACCCACAGCGAAGGAUGAAGGUUCUAAACAGGAGAAUACUUCAAAUCAGAGUGCGGAAGCCCUGGGUAAAACGAAAUCCAAAGAUUUUCCAAGAAACUAUCGAUCGCGACCCUUAACUGAAAUUGGUGGCUCACAAACGGUUCGUCUGCGUGGUGAGAAAUAUACUUCAUUGCGCCAGGUUAUAUGGUGA